Messenger RNA from Sphenostylis stenocarpa, 1485 nucleotides. The record is from the annotation of a GenBank genome assembly. NCBI's taxonomy places the organism in Eukaryota, Viridiplantae, Streptophyta, Magnoliopsida, Fabales, Fabaceae.
AUGGCACCCUCAUGUUUCCUUCUUUUAUCCCUUCUGUUCCUUUCAUCCUCUGCAAGUGGUGUUCUCCAACAUCCUGAAGAGGGAUUCAUCUCUGUCACCAUAUCUGAUAAGGGUCUUGAUUUUGCCAAGGAUAUUCUGAUAGACCAAGCUAUUGCCUCUAUUCUGCUGUCUGAACUGCCACAGAUUGAGAAGAAUGUCCAAGUUCCUCUUGUUGGAAAAGCCAAAGUUGUUCUUUCUGAAAUCACUAUCAAUGAUAUCCAAGUAAAUUCUUCAUCUGUUAAUACAGGAGAAACAGGCAUUGCUCUUGUUGUUGCAGGUGCCACUGCUAACUUGAGUUUCAAGUGGAGGUACUCUGCCAGCAGUUGGUUAGUCCCAAUUGGAAUUUCGGAUAGUGGAACCGCAACUGCAAAGGUUAAUGAUUUACAAGUUGGACUUACUGUGAAUUUAACGAAUCAAGAAGGAACUCUUAAGUUGCUUCUCCUGGAUUCUGGAUGUCAUGUUAGAGAUUUAUCCAUAAAGUUGCACGGUGGAGCAGCUUGGCUUUACCAAGUGCUAGUAGAUGCUUUUGCAGGAAAUAUAGCAUCUGCAGUUGAAGAGGCAAUUUCUGAGAAAAUAAAUGAGGGGAUAUCAAUUCUUGAUGUUUUAUUGCAAUCUCUUCCAAAGACUAUCCCAUUAGACGAAACAGCUGCACUGAAUGUUUCUUUCGUGGACAAUCCUGUUGUAAGUGAUUCUGCUAUUGAAUUAGAAAUUAAUGGUUUGUUCACAGGGAGGAAUGAAGUUUUGGCACCUCGAGGUUACCACAGAGGUUCACACAUUUCUGUUUCCCGCCGUGACCGUUCACCACAGAUGAUAACCAUUUCAUUACAUGAAAAUGUUUUCAAAUCCGGUUCCUUGGUUUACUUCACUGCAGAUACCAUGCAGUGGACUGUUGAUGAACUACCUGAUCAGGACCUUCUGAACACUGCUGAAUGGAGAUUCCUUAUUCCUCAAUUAUACAAGAAAUAUCCAAAUGAUGACAUGAAUCUUAAUAUCUAUUUAUCUUCUCCACCGGAUAUACAAGUGACAAACAAAGAUGUUGGUGUCAAAAUUUCCAUAGAUAUAAUAAUUAAUGUUCUAGAAACUGGUGAAGUCAUACCUGUUGCGUGCAUCUCGGUGGAUUUUAGUGCAUCUUGUGCUGCGGAGAUCAUAGGAAACAAUCUUGCUGGUUGGCUUAAAUUGAGAAAGUUUUCCGCAUACUUGAAAUGGAGCAAAAUAGGGAAACUGCACAUGAAUCUGAUUCAGUCUGUGACAUCAGCCGUCCUCAAAACCGUCCUAGUACCAUACCUGAACACACAGUUAAUGAGGGGAAUUCCAUUGCCAAUUCUUAAUGAUUUUGCUCUUGAGAAUGCUCGUAUAUUGUAUGCUCCCCCAUGGAUUACUGUGUGUAGUGAUGUUUCUUUCUUCGGAGACCAUUAUCUCAAACAACUACCAGCUUAUGUAUCAUAA